This is a messenger RNA of Gracilinanus agilis (Agile Gracile Mouse Opossum), 4369 nucleotides long. It is a transcript of the gene MCC, whose product is annotated as MCC regulator of WNT signaling pathway. Gene Ontology annotation, biological process: negative regulation of canonical Wnt signaling pathway. NCBI's taxonomy places the organism in Eukaryota, Metazoa, Chordata, Mammalia, Didelphimorphia, Didelphidae. The coding region runs from base 1 to 2484 and encodes 827 amino acids. Gene Ontology annotation, cellular component: cytoplasm. The record is from RefSeq and is a predicted model, not a curated record. The transcript has 17 exons.
AUGUAUGCCUUCGUAGGAGAGGGGAUGAUGGUGGUGGUAAUGCAACAGGUACAGUUCCAUUUAGCAGCUCUGGCAUCUCUGAAAGGAGACAUAGUGGAGCUUAACAAGCGUCUACAGCAAACGGAACGAGAAAGGGAUCUCUUGGAAAAGAAAUUGGCAAAAGCACAGGGUGAACAAUCUCAUCUCUUGAGAGAACAUGAAGAUGUUCAGGAACGAAUGACCCUGCGCUAUGAGGAGCGGAUCACGGAGCUCCACAGCAUCAUUGCUGAGCUAAAUAAGAAGAUUGACCGCUUACAGGGAACAACAAUCAGGGAAGAAGAUGAGUACUCAGAGUUGCGAUCAGAGCUCAGUCAAAGUCAACAAGAAGUCAAUGAGGAUUCUCGAAGCUUGGAUCAAGAUCAAACUUCUGUCUCCAUCCCUGAGAAUCAAUCUACCAUGGUCACUGCUGACAUGGAUAACUGUAGUGAUCUGAAUUCAGAACUGCAAAGAGUACUGACUGGGCUGGAGAAUGUUGUCUGUGGGAGAAAGAAGAGCAGCUGUGGUCUCUCAGUAGCUGAAGUGGAUAGACAUAUUGAACAACUCACCACUGCAAGUGAACACUGUGAUUUGGCUAUUAAGACAGUUGAAGAAAUUGAGGGAGUAUUGGGUCGGGAGCUCUAUCCCAAUUUGGCUGAAGAACGAUCUCAAUGUGAAAAAGAGCUGGCUGGUCUAAGAGAAGAGAAUGAAAGCUUGACUGCCAUGUUGUGUAGCAAAGAGGAAGAACUCAAUAGGACUAAGGCCACCAUGAAUGCUAUCCGGGAAGAGAGAGACAGGCUACGAAGAAGGGUUCGAGAACUACAAACACGCUUACAGAGUGUCCAGGCAGCAGGGCCCUCCAGUCCAGGUCGUCUUACCUCUACUAAUCGACCAAUUAAUCCUAGCACUGGAGAACUGAGCACCAGUAGUAGCAGCAAUGACAUCCCCAUUGCCAAGAUUGCUGAGAGAGUGAAGUUGUCCAAGACAAGGUCAGAGUCUUCCUCGUCUGAUCGGCCUGUCCUGGGAUCAGAAAUCAGCAGUAUAGGGGUAUCUGGCAGUGUGGCAGAGCACCUAGCCCACUCUCUUCAGGACUGUUCUAAUAUCCAGGAGAUUUUCCAGACACUCUACUCACAUGGAUCUGCCAUCUCAGAAAGCAAAAUUCGAGAAUUUGAAGUAGAGACAGAGAGAUUGAACAGUCGAAUAGAGCACCUGAAAUCCCAGAAUGAUCUACUGACCAUAACCUUGGAGGAGUGCAAAAGCAAUGCUGAAAGGAUGAGUAUGCUGGUUGGGAAAUAUGAGUCCAAUGCUACAGCUUUGAGACUUGCAUUACAAUAUAGUGAGCAGUGCAUAGAAGCCUAUGAACUCCUUUUGGCACUAGCUGAGAGUGAACAAUCCCUUAUCCUUGGGCAGUUCCGAGCAGCAGGUGUGGGAUCUGUUGGGGACCAGACAAGAGAUGAAAAUGUUACCCAGAUGCUCAAACAUGCUCAUGAUUGCCGGAAGACAGCUGAGAAUGCUGCCAAAGCCCUGCUGAUGAAACUGGAUGGAAGCUGUGGGGGAGCAUUUGCCGUCCCUGGCUGCAGUGUACAGCCAUGGGAGAGUCUUUCUUCCAAUAGCCAUACCAGCACAACCAGCUCUACCGCUAGUAGCUGUGAUACAGAAUUCACAAAGGAAGAUGAGCAGAGGCUAAAGGAUUAUAUUCAGCAGCUCAAGAAUGACAGGGCAGCUGUCAAAUUGACCAUGUUGGAGUUGGAAAGCAUCCAUAUUGAUCCUCUUAGUUAUGAUGUCAAGCCUCGGGGAGAUAGCCAGAGAUUAGAUCUAGAAAAUGCUGUGCUGAUGCAGGAGCUGAUGGCAAUGAAGGAGGAAAUGGCUGAGCUGAAAGCCCAGUUAUACCUACUGGAGAAAGAGAAGAAAGCUCUGGAACUGAAGCUGAGUACUCGAGAGGCACAGGAACAAGCAUAUUUGGUACACAUUGAACAUCUCAAAUCUGAGGUGGAGGAACAGAAGGAACAAAAAAUGAGGUCACUCAGUUCUACCAACAGUGGAAGCAAAGAAAAAACUGGCAAGGAGUGCAUUGAUGGAGCCUCAUCUGUGCUAUCCUUAGCUGAGCUGAGGACAACAUUCAGUGAGAAUGAUUUGGCAGCAGAAGUUACCAAUGCUCUACGACGGGAGAAGAAACUGAAGGCCAGAGUCCAGGAGCUGGUGAGUGCCUUGGAAAGACUGACCAAGAGCAGUGAAAUCCGACACCAGCAAUCUGCUGAGUUUGUGAAUGAUCUGAAAAGAGCAAACAGUAACCUGGUGGCUGCAUAUGAGAAAGCAAAGAAGAAGCAUCAAAAUAAACUGAAAAAGCUGGAGUCUCAGAUGAUGGCCAUGGUAGAGAGACAUGAAACUCAAGUGAGGAUGCUCAAACAGAGAAUAGCUCUGCUGGAGGAGGAAAACUCAAGGCCGCACACCAAUGAAACUUCGCUUUAAAAGGCACCAAAAUUCUGCCCAAAGAAGCUUAAAAAGGAGAGAAGGACCAAGAGAAUUAAUGAUUACCUGCCAAGAUCUGCCAAAGUAAAGCUGGCAGGUAGGGAUAGCAUCUGUCAAGUUGGUCUCCACGAAAACCACUUGUCAGGGCCUCUUGGAGAGCUUCCCAAGAGAGCAGUGGUUGGCCACAUACUUUGUAUACUGUUCUUAAAGGGAAUGUAUCUCACCAACUUUCAAAGGACAAACCAUCAACAAUAAAUGUAUGUCUCUUAUGUGCAGGAGGCCCUGGCCUACCAUACCUCAGAUAUUUGACCCUGACAAAUACGUUUUUAGCUCUUCCCCAUUCCCCAAAAACCACCCUUUGUAAUCUUGGAGAUAAAAAUUUGAGUUAUUUGGUUUUCACUAAUUCCGAUAUCUUCCCAUUUUUUGCCCAGGCAUUGGGCCUAUUUUUUUCCCGGGCAACCCCAGUUCCCUUAGCUUUUAACCUAAUGGGAUGCAAAGUCCUGACAUAGAUAUGGAGCAAGUGAAUGUCAUAUAUAGGCUUAAGUGCCCAAGAGAUACAUGAAGGCUGCAAUUGGCUGUCCUUCAUUUUAGAAGCUGAUACAACUCCAAGGGUCUCACCUAAGUGGCCUUUCCUAUCUCUGAAAGUGAAACAGAGUUGGCAGCAUAUCUGAAAUCAUUCAAAAUGUAUCUUUCACAAAUGCCAAAAUCAGGUCCUUUAAUGGAAGAGUAUAUUCUGGAAACAAUAGAAACUUAACAUCUCUCUGGAGUUGAGAAGGGAAACCUGCGUGAAACCUCCCUUAUGAAUUUGGAAUUAGAGCUCCCACCCACUUCACAAAAACAAAAACACAAAAAAAAAUAACGAGGAGGAUACUCUCAGAAAGUACAGUGCAAGCAAAAUGUAUUUUAUGAAUUCCUUAAGAAAAACAUCUUUUCACUUUUACUGUAGAACCCAAAGGUUGUAUUAUUGAUUCAAGAUAAUAAAUAUAUACAACACAUGGCUUCAGGUAUAUGUUGGAAUAAACAUAUUUGAAAAAGUUGUAUUAAUGUAGUCAACUCCUGUUCAAGCAACUUGUGCUAUAAAUCAUGUGGAAUCCCCAGUUCAAAGGAACUUUUCCCCAAUUUUGUCUAUUAUCCUUGUGAACAAGAGAAUGGCUUAUGGCCUCUUCACUUAGGAAGGGUGGAGAUUAACACAUGGUGACUAGAAAAUGCAGAAAGAUAAAAACAUGGAAAAAUAUUUUUUAAAUUAAAAAUUAAAAAAAAAAGAAAUAUAGGAAGGGCUUAAAUAAAGAAUUUAUAGAGCUAAAAGGGACCCAGGUUAUCCACAUACUUUUUAGGAUUUCUCUUGUUAAAUAUGGUAUUAUUUUGUUUUUCCUAUUCAGUUUUCUACUCCCAUCACACAUAUAGUGUUGUUACUACCACAGCUCUAAGUGCAGGUAAAUAAUGAAUGAUAAGGUAAUAGAGGUUGAAACUGGUCUGUAGUUCACCACAAAACUUAAGACUGAAUGAAAAAGAAUAUGGAGGGUCCUAGUUGUAGGGGAAGAAUUCGAUUUAACAAAUAUUUAUUAAGCAUCUUUACUUGCAAUGCAUUAUGCUAAUUGCUAGAGAUAUCAAAAUGAAAGAAGACACCCUAUCUCCUCAGGGAGCUUCUAAGGAAUAGGAAAUAUAUACAAAUAGGAAGAACUAUUUGGACCAAGGGGACCUACUCUUAUACAAAAAUAAUCAGAUCUGGAAGAAGACUCACUCACAAGACUAUCAGAGCUAGAAGGCACCUCAGAGAUUAUUCUGUCUAGUCCAAGUGUCAUCUUUUUGUAAGGAAAUGAAAAUAAAAUGACUCGCCCCUGGGGGCAGCUGGGUAGCUCAGUGGAUUGAGAGCCAGGCCUUAGAG